Strongylus vulgaris is the source of this 342-nucleotide messenger RNA. The record is from the annotation of a GenBank genome assembly. Lineage: Eukaryota; Metazoa; Nematoda; Chromadorea; Rhabditida; Strongylidae.
AUGUUUGUAGAGCGAGAUGAACAAAUCGCGCCUCAUCCGAGUAUUGAUGGUCUAAUUGGUAUCUUCGAAUGGGGGCUUCUUUACAAAGAGACAGCUAUUUCCGCUAAAGAAAGAGAUAGUCGGUCGCAUAAUAGUAUGCCUUUCCGGUCGCCAACCCAUGCAGGUGGCCUGUUUGCCAUAGAUCGCCUGUGGUUUCAAGAGCUUGGAUAUUACGAUGAAGGUCUUCAAAUUUGGGGCGGAGAGCAGUAUGAACUCAGUUUUAAGGUGUGUUCAUGGUCGAACAGCACUUCUCUAUUAACCACUCAUUACUUUGAUAUCAGGCAUGAAGCGCCUUUACGUUGA